AAAGAAGAGAUCGUUCAACGGUUUAAAGAACACGGCCAUCUCUCUCUCUCUCUCUCUCUCUCUGUCUCUCUGUAACCCUAGAUUUCGAAGCACGGAGAGAGCAAGAUCGAAGUCUUUUAUUUGAUGGAUUUUUGGAGGGCUCUAAUUAUAGCGGGAGUUGUGCUGGUGCUGAGUGUGACCCUUGGCUCAGCCGGAGAUAUAGUUCACCACGACGACAUCUCUCCCAAGCGACCUGGCUGCGAAAACAACUUCGUUCUGGUAAAAGUCCCAACUUGGAUUAACGGUGUAGAGGACCAUGAGUAUGUUGGUGUUGGUGCUCGAUUUGGCCCUACCUUGGAAUCAAAGGAAAAGCGAGCUAUAAAUACUAGAGUUGCUCUGGCGAAUCCUUCUGAUUGUUGUAGCACACCCAAGAAUAAUCUUACAGGGGAGGUCAUUCUGGUGCACCGUGGAGGUUGCAGUUUUACAAAAAAGGCAAAUAUUGCUGAAGCUGCUGGUGCUUCAGCCAUCCUCAUUAUAAAUUACCAUAUCGCACUUAUGAAAAUGGUUUGUGCAACCAACGAAACUGAUGUAUCUAUAGGCAUACCUGUGGUUAUGCUUCCACACGAUGCAGGUCUGAAAUUGGAAAAAUAUUUACAGAACAACUCUGCAGUAUCUGUGCAACUAUACUCCCCUCUACGUCCACUGGUUGACAUUGCAGAGGUGUUUUUAUGGCUUAUGGCUGUUGGUACCAUCUUAUGUGCUUCGUAUUGGUCUGCAUGGAGUGCCAGAGAAGCCGCUAUUGAGCAGGACAAGCUAUUAAAGGAUGGUUCAGAUGAAAUUCUAAGCUUGGAAGGUGUUGGUUCUAGUGGUUUUGUGGACAUCAAUACAACAGCAGCAAUUCUCUUUGUUGUAAUUGCUUCAUGCUUCCUAAUUAUGCUUUACAAACUUAUGUCAGUGUGGUUCAUUGAGAUACUGGUGGUCCUAUUUUGCAUUGGCGGCAUAGAGGGCCUGCAAACUUGCUUGGUGACUUUGUUAUCAUGUUUCAGAUGGCUUGAACAUGCGGCACAGUCAUUUGUUAAAAUACCCUUCUUUGGAGCUGUGUCAUAUCUGACACUGGCCAUUUCCCCCUUCUGCAUUGCAUUUGCUGUUGUUUGGGCUGUCUAUCGAAAAUUCUCCUAUGCUUGGAUUGGUCAAGAUAUACUUGGUAUUGCGCUAAUAAUCACAGUUCUUCAAAUUGUUCGUGUCCCAAAUCUAAAGGUUGGAACAGUCCUCCUCAGUUGUGCCUUCUUGUAUGACAUCUUUUGGGUAUUUGUUUCUAAAUGGUGGUUCCAUGAGAGCGUGAUGAUAGUGGUAGCUCGUGGUGAUAGGAGUGGAGAGGAUGGUAUCCCAAUGCUACUAAAAAUCCCCCGGAUGUUUGAUCCUUGGGGUGGCUACAGCAUCAUUGGAUUUGGUGAUAUUAUCUUACCGGGGCUGCUUGUAGCAUUUUCAUUGAGGUAUGAUUGGUUGGCAAAGAAGAAUCUUCGAGCAGGGUACUUCCUCUGGGCGAUGACCGCUUAUGGUUUAGGUCUCCUCGUCACAUAUGUUGCUUUGAACCUGAUGGAUGGACAUGGACAGCCGGCUUUGCUUUACAUCGUUCCAUUCACACUCGGAACUUUUUUGACAUUGGGAAAGAAGAGAGGUGAUCUUAAAAUACUUUGGUCAAGAGGAGAGCCAGAAAGGCCUUGCCCUCACAUCCAAUUUCAACCUUCCCAAUAAAAAGAAACCAUGAAGCACACUUAAAUGUAAUUGCCUUUUACACUUUUUUAGCUAUUUAGUAACAAGGAACUCCUGAAUUCUUACCUCUCUCGGUGUGUAGGACUGUAACAUUUUUUAGUGUUACCAUUACAUCUGCAAAGAUCCGAACUGAUGAUAACCAAAAAGAAAACAUCUUUAAGAAGUAAUUCCAUAUAGAAUACACUUAUUCUGAUCUCA
Carya illinoinensis is the source of this 1950-nucleotide messenger RNA. RefSeq names its product signal peptide peptidase-like 4. The record is from RefSeq and is a predicted model, not a curated record. Gene Ontology annotation, cellular component: lumenal side of endoplasmic reticulum membrane; Golgi-associated vesicle membrane; lysosomal membrane. Gene Ontology annotation, molecular function: aspartic endopeptidase activity, intramembrane cleaving. Gene Ontology annotation, biological process: membrane protein proteolysis. NCBI's taxonomy places the organism in Eukaryota, Viridiplantae, Streptophyta, Magnoliopsida, Fagales, Juglandaceae. The coding region runs from base 124 to 1734 and encodes 536 amino acids. The transcript has 14 exons.